This is a messenger RNA of Sciurus carolinensis (gray squirrel), 582 nucleotides long. RefSeq names its product olfactory receptor 7C2-like. The transcript has a single exon. Gene Ontology annotation, cellular component: membrane. The coding region runs from base 1 to 582 and encodes 193 amino acids. The record is from RefSeq and is a predicted model, not a curated record. Lineage: Eukaryota; Metazoa; Chordata; Mammalia; Rodentia; Sciuridae. Gene Ontology annotation, biological process: G protein-coupled receptor signaling pathway. Gene Ontology annotation, molecular function: olfactory receptor activity.
AUGGCCAUCUGUCAACCCCUGAACUAUAUGUCCAUCAUGAGCCCACAGCUCUGUUUGCUUAUGAUUCUGGGGCCCUGGAUGAUCAGUGUCCUGGGCUCCCUGCCAGAGACCAUGACCAUCUUAAGGCUGUUCUUGUGCACAAACAGGGAAAUUCCUCACUUUUUCUGUGAUCUUCCUGAGGUUCCAAAGCUUGCCUGUUCUGACACCCUCAUCAAUAACGUAGUGGUGUACUCUGUGACCAUCAUCCUGGGUGUUUUCCCUCUCACUGGCAUCCUCCUCUAUUAUCAGAUUUUCUCCUCCAUCCUCAGAAUCUCAUCAGCUGAGGGGAAGUACAAAGCCUUGUCCACCUUUGGGUCUCACCUCCUGGUGGUCUCCUUGUUCUAUGGCACUGGCCUUGGGGUCUACCUCAGUUCUGCUGCUUCACCAUCCUCUACGAUGAGUCUGAUGGCCUCAGUGAUGUACACCGUGGUCAAUCCCAUGUUGAAUCCUUUCAUCUACAGUCUGAGGAACAGAGAUAUCAAGGUGGCUCUGGAGAGAGUCCUCAGCGAGGCGGUGCCUCUCAGUGAAAGUUUCUUUGCAUGA